This is a messenger RNA of Halichondria panicea, 2292 nucleotides long. RefSeq names its product carnitine O-acetyltransferase-like. Gene Ontology annotation, molecular function: acyltransferase activity. The record is from RefSeq and is a predicted model, not a curated record. The transcript has 14 exons. The coding region runs from base 62 to 2143 and encodes 693 amino acids. NCBI's taxonomy places the organism in Eukaryota, Metazoa, Porifera, Demospongiae, Suberitida, Halichondriidae.
AGUUCGUUUGGUAAGGGGUCGACACAAUAGAAAGCUUCAAAUAGCCUUGUUCACACAAACAAUGUAUAGAGUGGCCUCUCUGACUAGCACUGGUAGUCGUUGGCGAGGGACCGUGGAUCUGAGCUGUGCUCGCUACCUUCAUAAGAGACCUCAUCUCACUCGUGGUUCCAUGGCGUUGAUGCAACCAACCGUAGCCUCCUCCAGGCAGAGCCGAGGGUACAGCGGAGGAGGUCCCAAGCUCCAGUUCCCCCCUCUCCCCAAAGAAUGGGAGGGACAGUAUAAGGUAGGGCAGAUGUUCACUCAGCAGGACUCUUUGCCACGCCUACCAGUACCCCCACUGCAACAAACACUGGAGAGAUACCUCAAGUUUGUACAGCCGCUGAUUUCAGAGGAGGAAUUUGAGAAGACAACGGCGGCUGUGACAGAGUUUGGAGCAGAAGGUGGUGUGGGGGAGGAGCUACAGAGACUACUACACGAGAGGGCCAAGACCAAGGACAGCUGGCUCAUAGACUGGUGGAACCAUGUGGCGUACCUGGCUUAUCGUCUACCCGUGAUGGUCCAUUCCAAUCCGGCCAUCGGGUUCCCACGGCAACCAUGUGGCGAUCAAGACAAAUUUGUGACAAAUGCAACUCGAAUGCUGCUCGGAUGUGUCAAGUGGAACAUGCUCAUCCAAAAUGAGGCUAUCCCUGUGGACUACUAUCGUGGCAAGCCGCUCUGUAUGCAUCACUACCAGCUCUACUCCAAGUGUCGUAUCCCCGGGCCCACGGCUGACACCCUCAGGACCACACCCAUCAACGAAUCUCGUCAUGUCAUCGUUAUUAGGAACGGUUAUUUCUAUCGACUGGAUGUGCUCUAUGAGACCCCUGAUGGUACUCUCGCUGUGACCCCCUCCUCUCACGUCAUGUCCGAGCUACACCACAUCCUGGAGACAGCCCCUCCCACCAACGAAUACCCGGUCGGCAUUCUGACCAAUGAGCACAGAGACACCUGGUACCAGGCCCGGGAGAGGCUACGCAAAGAUCCCCAGAACCAGGCUUGUUUGGAGGAUAUUGAGACGAGUAUUCUAACCGUGUCGCUCGACAAAGCACACCCCCACACUAUGAACCUUGACCCCAGUCAGCCGUUCAACGAUUAUCAACGCUCACUGGUUGCCGGCAACUUUCUGCAUGGCAACGGGAGCCAACUAAACAGCAUCAACCGGUGGUCCGAUACUUGCAUUCAGUGUUGUGUGAGUGAGGACGGUGGUCUGGGGUCACUACUGGAGCACACUGGGGGAGAUGGUCCGCCCGCCGUUUCUGCAGAUAUCUUCUUGCUCGACAUGCUGAGCCUUGGUUACGACUGGUUGGCGGAGAGCUCCCCUGUUCCUGUGCAGUCCCUCAAGCCAGCCCGUCAGUUACGGUGGAACAUAUCUGCUGAGUCAGCUAAUGACAUUAAAACAGCCAUUGUUAAUAAUGAUAAGCUCUCGGGAGAUGUGGACUUGCGUGUUGUAACCUUUCAAGACUUUGGUAAAGACAUACCCAAGAAAUUUAAACUGUCUCCGGAUGGUUUUAUACAAACAGCCAUUCAACUAGCGUACUGGAAAUUGUACCAUAAGACAAGUGCCAUGUACGAGAGUGCUGCCACGCGUUGGUUCAAGUACGGCCGCACUGACACAAUCCGCUCCGUCAGCAAUAUCUCUCACUCCUUUCUCAAGGCCAUGUCCGACCCCACUACCCCUGUCAAAGAGAAGGCUGAGCUCCUAGUGGAGUCAGUCAAAGCUCACAGUCAUUACACGAAUGAAGCUAUCAGUGGUCAAGCACCAGACCGCCACCUGCUAGGCCUGAGGCUAAUAGCCAGUGAGGCUGGUAUAGAGUUGCCAGGGAUAUUCACUGACCCUGCCUACUCCAAGAGCCUGCACUUCAACCUCUCCACCAGCCAGGUGGCUGUGGCUAACUAUGACAUCAUCCUGUGCUUUGGUGCCGUGGUUCCUGAUGGUUAUGGCGUGUGUUACAACCCUCAGACCAACAAGACCAUCAUGUCCAUAUCAUCCUACCUGAGCUGCCCACACACGGACAGUGCUCUGUUCCAGGAGAGACUACAGGAGAGCCUCAGGGAAAUGAGAGAUGUUAUGGAGGCAGCUGCUCCACUAGCAGCCAAACUAUAACUCUGAACACAUAAUUAUCUUCUAUUAUAGUUUUUGUAUAAAUACUAAAAGUAGAGUUCAUAUGCUUGCAAUUGUUAGUUUUGUUGUGUUCUUACAAUGUGUUCAUAAUUGUUACUCACCAAAUUCUAUAAAUGACUUGUAAAUUCAAA